Messenger RNA from Pseudozyma flocculosa PF-1, 1299 nucleotides. RefSeq lists its product as uncharacterized. The transcript has a single exon. Gene Ontology annotation, cellular component: nucleus; cytoplasm. The record is from RefSeq and is a predicted model, not a curated record. Gene Ontology annotation, molecular function: ornithine decarboxylase inhibitor activity. Bases 1 to 1299 code for a protein of 432 amino acids. Gene Ontology annotation, biological process: positive regulation of protein catabolic process. NCBI's taxonomy places the organism in Eukaryota, Fungi, Basidiomycota, Ustilaginomycetes, Ustilaginales, Ustilaginaceae.
AUGCCUGGCACAGAGAGCGCAAGCUCGCCAGGUCGACGCCAGCCUGUGAGAGGGGUAGCGUCGCAAAACAACACCAACACCAGCACCACCACCAGCGGCGGCCGCAGUCUGGACCGACGCAUCGAUGACCUCAAUCAUCCAGUCUCGUCGGCAUCUCUCCCGUGGGAGACGCCGCUCCCGCUCAGCGCUAGCGCCGUCAGUGGCGGCCGUCACCCAUCCCGCCGUCACUCUGCCAGCUGGCAACCCACCGUCGUGGAUGUCCGCUCGCAGCAGCAUCGAUCGGCCGAGCGCCACUUUGUCGAGACGCACGGCCAACGUCCCUUCAGCAGCGGUCUUCCGGCACCGGCCACCGCCGUUCCCAUCUUUGGUGCAGGUCGAGCGAACCCGAUCCUCGAGUUCCCCGACUCGCCGCCCUCGACUCCGCCUCACUCGCCUCCGCUCACACCGCGAGCUGCUACCGAUGUCGAUGUUGUCGUCGAGGGCGAGGGCGAUGACACAGACCUCGACGCCCUCGGCACCCCGCUUGCAAAGAUGUCGCUCCAACAGAGCCACAACCUGAUCACCGAUGCGGCCAACGCCAUCUUCGAACAGCAACAGCAGCAGAGCCUAGUAUCUCCGACCGCCGCUCCGGGCAAAGCUCAUCCCACGGCCAUCCAGGGCGCUACUGGCAGCGGCGCGCUCAUGCCAGCCACGCCCGAGGUCAGCCCGGACAAGGAGGUCCAGCACUUUGCGCGCAAGAGCGCCGAGGACUUUUUCCACCGCAUCUUUACCGACUUUGCCCCCGCCUCUGCGCAGGUCGAGGACGCCGGCGUCGAGCUCGUCUGCCCUGGCUGGUCCGGUGCGGUGCUCAAGACUGGAACGGCGGCAGAGGAGGCUGCCGGCGAGCGCUCCACGUCGUACGGCUCGAGCGGCGGCCGCUCGUCUUCCUCGUCUUCGUCGAGCGUGUCGAAGCGCACGCUGUAUGUCAGCAUGCCGCGACAGGUCGACCAGUCGCAGCUGCGGGAGCUCGUGCUCGCGCUCCUCGAUGCCGCCAGCGACCGACUCGGAUGCGGCACCGUCAUCCUCUGCCUCGACCCGCAGAUGCGCGACUUUGCCACCGUGCUGCACGGCCUGUGCUACGUCGGCGGCCAGGUCGUCUCGGUCGGAGGAGAGGGCAAGGGCAAGGGCCCGGCUGGCCAGCAGGUCGAUUCGGUCGCACCGCCCGAGGCCGCGUCGUGGCGUUCGCCCAGCCCGGCCUCAGAACCCAUCUCCGGCUGCUCGCCCCGCGGUGGCCUGGUGCUCGUCGGCGUCGAGCUGUGA